AUGGGUAUCACUCAACAAGUUAAAUUUGGCAAUACAGGCCUAAAAAUCUCGCCAAUUAUUGUUGGAUGCAUGAGUUAUGGUAGUAAAGAUUGGCAUCCCUGGAUUAUUGAGGAUAAAAAUGAAGUUUUCAAGAUUUUAAAAACUGCAUAUGAUUCAGGGUUACGUACAUUUGAUACGGCAGAUGGUUAUAGUAACGGUCAAAGUGAAAUAUUAUUAGGAGAAUUUUUAAAAGAAUAUGAGAUUCCAAGGGAAACAGUAAUUAUUAUGACAAAAGUAUGGGCACCUGUUGAUAGUUCUCUUGAAGGAUUUCAAAGAACUGGCCCAAUGAAUGAAGAUCAAAAAGUCCAUUUUGCUAAUCAACAAGGGUUAUCAAGAAAGCAUAUUAUUGAAGCUUGCAAAAACUCUGUAAGAAGAUUAGGAACUUAUAUCGAUGUUUACCAGAUACAUAGAGCAGACCAAGAUACACCAAUGGAGGAAACGAUGAGGGCUUUGAACGAUGUUGUUCAGCAAGGGCUAACUAGAUACAUUGGAGCUUCUUCCAUGCUAGGUACCGAAUUUGCAGAAUAUCAAUUUAUUGCUGAGAAAAAUGGCUGGUCUAAAUUUGUUAAUAUGCAAGAUUGUUAUAACUUAUUAUAUAGAGAAGAAGAGAGAGAAAUGAUUCCAUAUAUUAAGAAGCACGGUAUUGCUCAAACACCAUGGUCACCAUUACAAAGAGGUUUAUUAUCCAGACCUGUUGAAGUUUCUUCAUAUAGAGAGGAUAACGACAGAGUUUUGAAAGGCCGAAGACUAAAUCAAUACGAAGAUUUUGAGAUUGAAAUUAUUAAUCGUGUUGAACAAGUUGCAGUAAAAAAAGGUAUUACGAUGGCUGAAGUUGCUACCGCUUGGCUACUAAGUAAAGGUACUUUCCCCAUCUUGGGCUUAAAUUCUGUCCAAAGAGUCAAAGAGGCAAUCAAAGCUUUAGACGUUACUCUAACAGAAGAAGAAUGUAAGUACUUGGAAGAACCAUACCGACCUAAGGCUUUAAUUCAGUAA
Henningerozyma blattae CBS 6284 is the source of this 1032-nucleotide messenger RNA. Its product is annotated as aldo/keto reductase. The coding region runs from base 1 to 1032 and encodes 343 amino acids. The transcript has a single exon. Lineage: Eukaryota; Fungi; Ascomycota; Saccharomycetes; Saccharomycetales; Saccharomycetaceae. The record is from RefSeq and is a predicted model, not a curated record.